Molecule: messenger RNA, 1041 nt
Organism: Haemonchus placei
Lineage: Eukaryota; Metazoa; Nematoda; Chromadorea; Rhabditida; Trichostrongylidae
Source: the annotation of a GenBank genome assembly
AUGGGCGGUAAGAGAGGGCGCGCGGCCGAUGGCCAGCAAGAGCGGGUUCGAACUCACCUCUUAUUUUCGAAGCAGACAGAACGGCAACAUCAAAAACGGAAGCGAAGAACACAAAACAAACUUCAUCAAGUAACACAUAAGAAAGACGAGAUGAUACAAACGGCCAACGAGGUGGACCCAGCUCAAUGGACAGGUAAUCAACGUGUUUUACACUUUGGCCCUAUGGCUCAAAGGGAUCCGUACUUUUACUAUUAUCCAAAAGGCUGGGAUGUGCUUUAUCCUGCUCAUUUUGGAUUCUUUCCCUAUCGUACUACGAAAUUCCGAGGCUCGUCAUCAGUCGUAUGCAUAUGUGCUUUCGGAGUGUUUUUGAUUCUAGGAGGAGCUCUUAUGGUAUAUAUGGGCUUUUUUGUAAUGCACGACACGCCGUUCUGGACCUGGGCAGGAGACAGGAGGAAACGCCCGCCGCCCAUCCAAGUAGUUGGGCCGGUGCUUUUUGUCGUUGGAUCUAUCCUCUUACUAGGAGCUGUUCUUUACUCUAUAAUAACAUCUAAUUUUUUCAAAAUGUACCUCCAUCACACCAAGCGCCACGAUGAGCCAUCUAGGGUCACCAAAAUAACCACAACUCAGCAGGUUACACCGCCAGUUUUUGAGAAGCACCCUUAUCAACCGCUUCCUCCUCCAGCUUACCCUGUUUUGGAGAAUAAGUAUGCUCACUCAUCCAUUGUCCGUCCACAUGACGAAAUGAAGUUAUACCCACCAGUGAUUCCUGGCUGUUCAACAUUGUCUUUGCAUCGGAAAUCUCCUAGCAGUAUUUUUGUUGCUAGUCCCUACAACACCCUACGAGCAACAAGCGUAGCACGGUACCAUUACGGUGUUGAAAGACCUGCUGGGGAUCGCAGAAGAACUGGCUCAUCAAUAAGUCGCAAGCCAUCAAUGGAAAGUGGAAGUCAUAAACGAUCGAAAAGUGCUGGCCCUCUGCACAGAAGUUCCUCUACACGUAGUUCUAUUCGAUCGCGUUAUAGAGAGAAUAGCCAAGCGUAA